Molecule: messenger RNA, 1446 nt
Organism: Arabidopsis lyrata subsp. lyrata
Lineage: Eukaryota; Viridiplantae; Streptophyta; Magnoliopsida; Brassicales; Brassicaceae
Product: putative F-box/FBD/LRR-repeat protein At4g26350
Exons: 3
Coding region: 32-1327 (431 amino acids)
Molecular function (GO): protein binding
Source: RefSeq, a predicted model, not a curated record
AUUUCAUCUUUUGGUUUUGUAGUGAAUUGACAUGGACAUCAUCAGUCAAUGUCCGGAUCACUUGCUCUUGCGAAUACUGUCAUCUAUUCCAACAAAAGAUGUCAUUGUCACGAGUCUUUUAUCCAAAAGAUGGGUAUCUCUUUGGAGAUGGGUGCCAAAACUUGAAUAUGAUUUUACAAGUCAAAACAUAAAGUUUGUUUACAGGUCUUUGCUACAAAAUAAAGCUCCAGUUCUCGAGAGCUUGCAUCUCAAGAAUCUUAGCCUUAAUCCUGAAUGUCGUGCCGUAGAUAUUGGAGGAUGGAUUGAUAUUGCAGUUAGUCGGCGUGUUCGUGAGCUGGAAAUUUCUAUUAAUUAUUCUGAUGAAAGAUUCAGAUUGCCUAGUAGCCUAUAUACAUGUGAAACGCUUGAAAGCUUCACACUCACCAUUAAACAUUGCGUUCUUGUGGUUGCUCCUUUUGCGGGUUGUCUCCCUUCCCUCAAGAAACUACACCUUAGGUGUAUUGGUAAGGCAGACAACGCAUCUCUUCUUAGGCUUAUAUCCGGUUGCACUAAUCUUGAAGAGUUGUGUUUAGCACGACCUGAUGAUGAUGGCGACUAUAUUAUGAUACAUAAGGCAGGCCAUACUAUAGAUUACACUGUUGAUGUGCCUUCCUUUAGAAGAAGGAAAAUAUUUGAGAGUAUGUUUGAUCACAUGUUUGGAAAGGGUAGUAGUAAUGUGAUCAAUGCUCCUUUGCAACACUUUUCUAUUUCUAAUGGUUAUUAUAUUUACAACAUCCGUGGGAUUGAAAAAAUGCCUGAUUUGGACGUGUUACGUGUUGCGUUUACUAAUGGAACAUACACGUUUCUGAAAGAGCAUACUCAUUUCGGAAGCCUUUAUCUAUGUUUAUCACUUUCAGAGGUUACGAAUCCUUCUGGAGUGAUCUUCCGUAACCUUGUUGACCUUAAGAUAUGUACAUGUACUCAUGGUUGGUGGGAUCUUCUUACUCAGAUGCUCCAAGAUUCCCCAAAACUACGUUUUCUCACACUCACCAAUGAACAUUGCUAUGGACUUCCUAGUUUAGAGACACCGCCCUGCUGGAAGCGGCCGAGUGCUGUUCCCGCGUGUUUAUUGUCCAGUCUUCAAGGUUUCAAGUGGAGUGGGUAUAAUGGGAGACAACGAGAUAAAGAAGUUGCAACAUAUAUCCUGAGGAAUGCUACUGGUUUGAAGAAAAUGAUUUUCUCUUCACAAACAUUUGAUUUUAGAGAGAAGUUUCGGAUGCUCCAGGAGUUAGCAUCUGUACCUAAGCCUUCGCUAUCAUGUCGGCUUCUGUUCGACCGAACAAAUUAGUCUGAAGAUAUAUCAGAGAUCUUGUUGAUUCUUAGAUGUUUGCUUUCUUGCUCUCCAUAUUUGAACCCCAAAAACAGGAGUGAUGAAAAGGAUAGAUUUUAAAGAAAGAUUAUAAUGGC